This is a messenger RNA of Angiostrongylus costaricensis, 450 nucleotides long. The record is from the annotation of a GenBank genome assembly. Lineage: Eukaryota; Metazoa; Nematoda; Chromadorea; Rhabditida; Metastrongylidae.
AUGUCCAACCUACCACUGGUAAGUCACAAACGGAUACUCACGCGGUAUACUAACCAAUUGCAAAAAGUUCUAACCCGAUUCAAAGACACGCAGUUAGAAGAAAUCAGCAUUCAAAACCUGCAAGAUGAGAUAACGCCCACCGUUAUUCAAACAAGCCUACAGCAGUUAGAGAAAGCAGUGGCAGCGUUAGAAAACAUAACUAGAAGGAUUCAACACGCACUAGAUGAACUCGCUACCAUGUUCGAAAAGUCACACCCAACGUCACCGAAUAUUGAAGAAGAGUUCGCACAGUACUCAACUACUGCUGAAGAAGCCAUUGCCAAUACUUUCGAAUACCUUGUACUCCUUCAUGCUCGGAUCCAUGGCUUCAAGGCUCAAGCUGAGCUUCUCAACACAUCCUACAAACUACGAAUAGUAGUAAAGAUGAAUCCACCGUCACCGCGGUCGUGA